GUAUUGUAAUACAGCAGAACACAACAGGAAAUUUAGCUCUACAGUAUCACCACAAAAGAUUCUAUCUAUUAUACUAAAAUAGCCUCUUGUACCAACAACCUGCAUAGUGGACUAUAUAUCAGGGAAGAAGCUCAAAAAAUUAUGCACACUGACAUAAGAAACAACUGCUAAAGAUUAUUCUAGACUCAGCAAAGUGGAGAUACAGUAAUAAUGAGCCUUUUCUUAUUUGAUGUGGAUUGUUUUCAACUUUACUUGAUGAUUGAAAUACUACUAUACUAAAUGAAACUUUUUGUCUUUCGAACACUUGAAGAAUGUCGAAUGGAGUAGAUGAUCCACAGUCUGAAACAUGGAGGAAAUUGUUUUCCUUGGUUUUUACAGUCCUUAUUUUUAAUUGUAGAUGAAAAAUUUAUAUUUUACAAUUAUGAGUUGCAAGUGAAACAGACACAAUGUGUAACUGUGUUUACAUCUUGUAUAGUUUGAUUUCAUUAUCUUUACAUACAUUUGCUCAGGUUGAGUUUGUUACUAAGCCACCAAGAGAAGUGAGGACUUUUCCAAGACAGACUGUAACACUGCCAUGUAUUCUUAGGAACCUAAAUAAAUCUCAACACACAGUUCAAUGGGCUCAGAUUGAGGUUAUUAAUAGCAGUGAAUCGCAGAAAAAUAUUUCAAAAAACAGAGAGGUCCUCAUUCGUAAUCUUAAAAACUUUGGUCAACAAUUCUCAAUCCUUGGUGAUGGAAUGAACUUUACUCUUCUCAUCAUUAUUCCAACAAAUAGAUCAAUUGAUUUUGGAAAAUUUUCGACUGUUAGUACAUUUUAUAGGUGUUCUGUAGUUACACAGAUAAAUGAUAUUCAAAAAUCAACCUCAAAUAUCAUUAUACAUAAAUCGACAAUUCAAACUCCAAUUUGUGGAACUACUGAUACUUAUAUAAUAGGAGAAACAUUGAGAAUACAGUGCACAAAUUUGUCAAAGCCUACCAUUUUAGUAUCUUUAAAAGCUGGAAAAACACAAAUCCUGCCUUUUGAAAAUUGUAGAGAUUCCUAUAUAUUUUACUACUUAACAUUAACAAAAGAGGAUCACAAUGCAAUAUUUGUAUGUGAAUCAAGAAGAAAUGGAACAAAUGAGGUACAAAGCUGCUCAAUGGGACCCAUCACUGUCAACUAUAAACCUGAGAUUAACAUCACACAAGUAUCUCCAAUGGAAUUCCACUGUACAGCAGAAGCUAGGCCUCCUGUGAAUGUAACACACUGGAUUGUGGACUCCAGUCUUCCAAAGGAAAGUUUCACAAUUUCAAACAGUGUUUUAAAAUUUAAUCAUUCAAUAAAAAUUGAUUCUGAAAUAAAAAUAUCAUGUGAAGCAGAAAAUUCUAUCGGAAAAGGAAUUAAAACUUUCAUCAUUGCAGUUGUAAACAAUCGGAGAAUUCCGGUUGUUGUCAUUGUAGUACUCUGUGUUGUGGUUGUAUUUGUGACAACGAUUCUUUCAUUCUUGAGACGAAAAAAAAACCAACGUAAACAAAAAUCAAAGAGACAUACAAAUUCUGAUACAUUUGCAAGCCAUGAUGAUCAACAGGUCACUGAAUUCCAUGCCGAUCAUCAGGAAAAGGAAAAUGAAAUCUAUAUUGCUGGCGACAGGUUUAGCGAUGAUGGGACGAAUACAUCCAAUCAGAAACUGACAUAUAAAAAACUUGAGAAUUUUGAUGAAUACAAAGAAAAUGAAAUAUAUGAAGGAGCUAAUAUGAACACAGAAAGUGAGAGAAAAGUUAUGAAAGAUAAAUAUGAUUAUGCUCAAGUGAAUAAACCUGAUUAUAAAGAGUGUGAAAAUGAAAUCUAUCAAGGUCCUGAAUAAUGUGAGUUUCAAUUGGUCUCAUGAUCGAAUACUAAUUAAACUGAUAGCCCUCAUGCUCAUAUCCUGGACAAAUAGCAAUAAGAAAAUUUACACAAGAUAAAAAAAAUUAUUAGAAUUUAUGAAUGGAUAUAGUAGGAAAGUAGGGACCUAGGAUGUCAAAAAUGGAACGAAAUAGUGUAAAGAAAGCCUUUUAAUGCAAAUGGUAAAAUGGAUUCUAUUUUAUGAGGGAUUCUCCUUUGAAGUGCGGGUAAAUGACCUUUGUUUUACACUUUAGGUUCAGAAAAAUACUUGGAAAUCAUUUGUAAUUCUUUGAUGUAAUAUUACUUGUAAUUAUUUAUGAUUUAAUUAGCUAGUAGUUAACAUUUAAUUAUCUCAAGUUGUUCUGGAAGUACCCCUUUGAAAAAUAAAAAUAAUCUACAUUUUCUACUUUAAGGUUCCUUCUUUUUUAUUUAGUUGAUUAGGCAGACACUAUACGAACUUAAUUCAAUGAAGACCCAUGAAAACACUGGUCUAUCAUACACUUUAACACAAUAUGUACCUUUCUACAUGGAAUGGAUGUCAUUUUUGGUUUUUUUUUUCAAUUUGAAAAGGCCUGAAUAGCUUAAAGCCAUGCUCUAAAAAAACCCCUAUUUUUUUAUAUGCUGUUUGUUUCUAAGAUACGAUAAGUGUAUUUGACGAAAAAUAUUUUUUUCCAAUAUAUAAAA
Molecule: messenger RNA, 2548 nt
Organism: Anneissia japonica
Lineage: Eukaryota; Metazoa; Echinodermata; Crinoidea; Comatulida; Comatulidae
Exons: 2
Coding region: 447-1844 (465 amino acids)
Biological process (GO): homophilic cell-cell adhesion; heterophilic cell-cell adhesion
Cellular component (GO): adherens junction
Source: RefSeq, a predicted model, not a curated record